GGAUCCACGGCCUUCUAUAAAAAGGGAUAAACUGGCAAACUGCUACAUUACUAACAACCCUAGCUAAUCAGUAAUGUUCUUCAGCUCCCCUGCUUUCAUCAUGGAUCUUCUUCAAUUUUCUUCUUUUCCGGUACUUUUGACCUCCUUUGUUUUCAUAUUUAUGGUUUUUACAAUAUCGAAGAAAUCAAAAAGAAACGACGCCAGUGCAAUCCCACCGCCUCCCGGUCCUUGGAAGCUACCUCUGCUAGGAAAUGUGCACCAAUUCAUUUGCUCUCUACCUCAUCACCGCCUGCGAGAUUUGGCCAACAAAUAUGGACAACUUAUGCAUCUUCAGCUUGGAGAAGUCUCAAAUAUUGUUGUUUCUUCAGCAGAAGUCGCGAAAGAAGUAUUGAAAACCCAUGACAUCACUUUUUCUCAUAGACCUUAUCUCUUUGCAUCACAGAUCUUGACAUACAAUUUUACUGACAUUGCAUAUGCACCGUACGGAGAGUAUUGGAGACAAAUGAGGAAAAUCUGCACAUUGGAGCUGCUAAGCGCAAGGAGGGUGCAAGCGAUGAUCCCAAUUCGGGAUCAAGAGGUAAAGGAGUUCGUUAAUUCAAUUUAUUCCAAGGCAGGAUCGAAGAUCAAUCUUAGUGAGAUGUUAAUGUCUUUAACUUAUGAGAUCACAUCAAGAACAGCCUUCGGUGGGAGAACCGAGGACCACGAGAAAUAUAUACCACUCUUACGAAAAAUGGUCGAGUUGGGAGCUGGUUUUAGUUUUGUAGAUCUUUUCCCUUCUGUUAAAUUGUUUCAUGUGAUGAGUGGCAUGAGGACUAAACUUGAAAGGCUGCAUAAAAAAUCAGAUUCGAUCCUCGAAAAAAUCAUCGAAGAACAUAGACUAAAGAAGGCAAUGAUUGGUUCUAGGGAAGAUGCUGCAAACAAUGAUUUGCUGGAUGUUAUGUUGGAUCUUCAAGAAAAUGGAAACUUUGGGUUCCAAUUCACAAUCAACAAUGUCAAAGCAGUUAUACAGGACAUUUUUCUUGGUGGGAGUGAGACAUCAUCUACAGCUAUGGAAUGGGCAAUGUCAGAACUACUGAAGAAUCCGAAAGUGAUGGAAAAGGCACAAGCAGAGGUGAGACAAGUCUUCGGUUCUAAAGGAUACGUCGAUGAAGUAGGUCUCGAAGAAUUAAAAUUCUUGAAGUUGGUUAUCAAAGAAACACUGAGAUUGCACCCUCCUCUUCCAUUGUUAAUUCCAAGAGAAUGUGGAGAGAAAUGUAAUAUAAACGGAUAUGAAAUACCAGUGAAAUCGAGAGUAGUCAUCAAUGCAUGGGCGAUCGGAAGAGAUCCAAAUCAUUGGACUGAAGCUGAGAGGUUCUAUCCGGAAAGAUUCCUCAACAGCUCAAUAGACUAUAAGGGGGCUAAUUUUGAAUACAUCCCAUUCGGUGCCGGAAGGAGGAUAUGUCCAGGAAUGUCAUUCGGAAUAGCCAAUGUUGAGCUUCCGCUCGCGAAUUUGUUGUUCUAUUUUGAUUGGAAACUCCCUGAUAAUGUCAAAAAUGAAGAAUUGGACAUGACUGAGAAUUUUGGUGCUGCAGUUAGAAGAAAAAGAGAUCUCUACAUAAUCCCCAUUCCUUAUCAUCCCAAAAUUGUGGAGUGAAUAAAACUAAGAGUGAACCCUUUUAAUUAUUU
Molecule: messenger RNA, 1665 nt
Organism: Tripterygium wilfordii
Lineage: Eukaryota; Viridiplantae; Streptophyta; Magnoliopsida; Celastrales; Celastraceae
Product: cytochrome P450 71D9-like
Exons: 2
Coding region: 74-1633 (519 amino acids)
Molecular function (GO): heme binding; iron ion binding; monooxygenase activity
Source: RefSeq, a predicted model, not a curated record